This is a messenger RNA of Hypomesus transpacificus, 4316 nucleotides long. It is a transcript of the gene nsd2, whose product is annotated as nuclear receptor binding SET domain protein 2. Gene Ontology annotation, cellular component: chromatin; nucleus. The record is from RefSeq and is a predicted model, not a curated record. Gene Ontology annotation, molecular function: protein binding; histone H3K36 methyltransferase activity. Bases 41 to 4087 code for a protein of 1348 amino acids. NCBI's taxonomy places the organism in Eukaryota, Metazoa, Chordata, Actinopteri, Osmeriformes, Osmeridae. The transcript is spliced from 22 exons. Gene Ontology annotation, biological process: regulation of DNA-templated transcription.
AUUGGGAGGAGAGUUUCCCGCAAGCUUUGAUUCGAGUUGAAUGAAAUCGUCGUUUUCAACAUGUUUGAAAAAGCCUACUUCUCCGUUGAAUAAUUUAUCGGGAAAAUCAACAGUGAGUCUAGUGUUGGAUGGGAUGGAUAGCAAGGGUGGAUCCCUGCCUCUGAUGCCUGCUCCCCUGAACCCAGUAAGCAUGAAGCAGCCAGGUGAGCCCCUGGCAGGGCGCAGGGCCCGGGGAGACCUGGGGGGCGACCCUGCCCUGCUCAUGGACAAAGCUGCGGCCCAGCUGGCUGCCACGCUCCAGGACAGUGUCCUGCAGAAGAUGGCCACCCACAGCCACGGCCACGAGAGGCUUAAAGACCUUACCUCUCGGGUGUUGAAUGGGGACCAGGAGAAGCUUCCCAAACUGUGCCCCCCCGACCCCCCCAUCCUGAAAGGGGCUGACACGCCCCCGCAGCACGGCAGCCCCCCCCGGAAAGGUGCCUCUCCCGAGCUCAAGCUCAAGAUUACCCAGAUGGUAGCCAAAGGCAAGGUGGCACGCUUUGAGCCGUGCUGUGCCGAGGGGCCCAACCUGGCCCCCGAAGGCCUCCUGGGGACGGCCGACGAGUCCAAGGCUGGGAGGAAGAGGAGGACUGUGAAGGCCAAGCUUCAGACCAAACCCCGGCUCUGUCUCGUCCCCGCGGUGGUGUCUCCCAGGCCUCAUCCAAGGGAAAUAUCUGCAGCAGCAAAGGUGUCUCCAGAGCAGAAGGCUGAGGUGCAGGUGGUGUUCUCCGUGGGAGACGUGGUGUGGACCAAGGUGUCAGGCUCCCCCUGGUGGCCCUGCAUGGUCACCAUCGACCCAGAACUCAACAAACAUUUCAAACACAAACAGAAAGUGAACUGCAGGACAGGACUGCUGUACCAUGUCCAGUACUUUGGGGAUAAUCCUGAGCGUGGCUACAUGUUGGAGAGGAGCAUGGUGUCCUUCAGGGGAGAGGACCAGUACCAGCAGCUAUGCCGGAGCAAAAAGCUGCCCACCGCUGCAGUCUUCCAGAAGCAGCCCCUGGUGCCUCGUAAGUUGCGGGCCCAGUGGAGCCUGGCGAUGGGCCAGGCCCAGAGAGCGGCCGGCCUGCCUCCGGAGGAGCGGCUGGCCUUGUUCAGCUUCAUCUACGAGGCCGACGGCCCCCGGCUGAACCCCUGCGUGCUGGAGGACCUGCCCUCCAGCCCGGACGGCCCCGAGGCGACUCCGCCAGCUCCCACCGGCCCUGCCGCCCCCAACGCCCACCUCAAACACAGCACUUCUGUGGGGAAGAGGACACCCCGCCCCCAAAACACAGAGGCCACAGCAAGGCGAGGUCGACGCAAGCUCACUGCUUCUCCGCUUGCAAAAAAAGCCAAGGCCUUAAACUCCUCCAAAGAAGAACCUCCAACACAGUCCCUCUCACAGGAUCCACCCAUAACAACCGACGCACAAUUACUUGAAUCUCAGAAGAAAACGAAAAAGUCCCGACUGGAAUCCCAGCCGCCUGUCAGGAGGGGCAAGAAGCGGUCCAAGCCGCUGCCUUGUGCUGCCAGCAUCCCAGAAGCCAACACCUCCCCCAAGAAGAAGCCCCAGCCCGCUCCAGGGGACCAGGAGGCUGACCCCAGAGGUAAGCCGGGGAGAAAGCCCUCUAAGAGAGCGCUGGAGGCAUCGGCUGACGAGCCACCCAGGAAGAGACACAGAGGGGUCAAAGUGGCUGAAAAACUCAAGGUCCCAGACAGCUCUGCCACAGCAAAGCAGAAAAACACUAAGAAGGUCAGGAAGGAAACCAGGAAGAAGGGAACCAAUAAGUCUUCACUGUCUGAGGACAUCCUGUCUGACAAGCCCAAGCGCGUGAGGAAGAAGAGGCAGGAUACAGGCCUCCAGCCAGCUCCCACCCAGCCCAAGAGGAGGAAGGCGCCAGCCGUUCCUGACCCCGAGGUCUCAGGCAGUGAGGAACGGCCUGACUCUCCCAGCUCCAGCAUCGACGGCACCAAGAAACACACAGGGCCCAAGAAGGAGAGCACCUGCCAGGUGUGCGAGCUGUCCGGGGAAGACGUGUUCCCCUGUGAGGGUCUGUGUUGUGGGAGCUUCCACCUGCAUUGCCUGGCCCCGGCCCCCCACACCACCAACCCUGCCCUCCAGACCUCCAGCCCUGCCCUCCACACCACCAGCCCUGCCCCCAUGGCCCCUGGCAAGCUACUGUGUUCCCAGUGCUCCUCAGGGGUGCACGUGUGCUUCUCCUGUAAGCAGUGGGAGGGGGAGGUGCGCCGCUGCACCGUGCUGCAUUGUGGGAAGUUCUACCACGAGGCCUGCGUGCGUCUGGACGCCCUCACGGUCUUUGACAACAAGGGCUUCCGCUGCCCGCUGCACACCUGCAGGAGCUGCCACUACGCCUGCCGCGCCAAGCCCCGCGCUUCCAAGGGGAGAAUGACGCGCUGCCUGCGCUGCCCUGUGGCCUAUCACACGGGGGACCUGUGCGUGGCAGCCGGCAGCCAGGUGCUCAGCCCCAACGCCAUCGUCUGCACCAACCACUUCUCUGCCAAGAAGGGCUACAGCCACCACUCCCACGUCAAUGUCAGCUGGUGCUUCGUCUGCUCCAAAGGCGGCCGUUUGCUCUGCUGCGAGUCAUGUCCUGCAGCAUUCCACCCAGACUGCCUGAACAUCGCCAUGCCGGACGGGAGCUGGUUCUGCAACGACUGCCGGGCCGGGAAGAAGCCCAAGUACCGCGACAUCAUCUGGGUCAAGCUGGGCAACUACAGGUGGUGGCCUGCAGAGAUCAGGCACCCUCGCUCCAUCCCCACCAACAUCCAGCACCUGCGCCACCAGAUCGGAGAGUUCCCCGUCUUCUUCUUUGGCUCCAGGGACUACUUCUGGACCCACCAGGGCCGCGUCUUCCCCUACAUGGAGGGCGACCGCAGCAACAAGCACCAGAAGACCGGCAUCGGCAAGGUCUUCAAGAACGCUCUCCUGGAGGCUGAAACUCGCUUCAAGGAGACGAAAGUGGAGCGUGAGGCCAAGGAGGCCCAGGAGAACAACAGGAAGCCACCUCCAUAUAAGUACAUCAAGGUCAACAAACCGUUUGGCAAGGUGCAGGUGUACACGGCCGACGUGUCGGAGAUCCCCAAGUGCAACUGCAAGCCCAGCGACGACAAGCCGUGCGGCUUCGAGUCCGAGUGCCUGAACCGCAUGCUGAUGUACGAGUGCCACCCCCAGGUGUGCCCCAGCGCCGAGCGCUGCUGCAACCAGGACUUCACCAAGCGCCUCUACCCCGAGACCAAGAUCGUCAAGACCGCCGGCAAGGGCUGGGGUCUAGUCUCUCUCAGGGACAUCAGGAAGGGGGAGUUUGUGAACGAGUACGUGGGCGAGCUGAUCGACGAGGAGGAGUGUCGAGCCAGGAUCAGACACGCCCAGGAGAAUGACAUCACGCACUUCUACAUGCUCACCAUCUACAAGGACCGCAUCAUUGACGCCGGGCCCAAAGGCAACUACUCGCGCUUCAUGAACCACAGCUGCCAGCCCAACUGCGAGACCCAGAAGUGGACGGUGAACGGAGACACCAGGGUGGGGCUGUUUGCCGUGUGCCACAUCCCGGCAGGCACUGAGCUCACCUUCAACUACAACCUGGAUUGCCUUGGCAACGAGAAGACAGUGUGUCGCUGCGGGGCGCCCAACUGCAGCGGUUUCCUAGGCGACCGGCCCAAGAGCGGGCAGGCGGAACCUAAAGGAGGGAAGAGGGGGAAGAAGAAGGUGAAGAGGCGGCGGACGAAGAACGAUGGGAAGAAGCCGUCUGAGGACGAGUGUUUCCGCUGUGGAGACGGAGGACAGCUGGUUCUCUGCGACAAGAAAAGCUGCACCAAGGCCUACCACUUGUCCUGCCUGGACCGCAUCAAGAGGCCCUUUGGCCGCUGGGACUGCCCUUGGCACCACUGUGACGUCUGCGGGAAAACCUCUGAGGCGUUCUGCCAGCUGUGCCCCAACUCCUUCUGCAGGGCUCAUCAGGAGGGGGCUCUGCAGUCCUGGCCCCCCACGGGGCAGCUCUGCUGCCAGGAGCACGAAGACUCCGCCCCGCCCAGAGACCAGCAGGCCUAGGGGCUCCUCUGGGCAGGAAGCUCACCCCACAAUCAUGUCCUCAAGAUGAGAACUAGAGGGCACCGCAGAUCUCUUCUCCUCAGUGCUCCUUCACCACCAGGGACCCCCUCACCACCAGGGACCUCCUCACCACCAGGGACCCCUCGCCACCAGGGACCCCCCCACCACCAGGGACCCUUCACCACCAGGGACCUCCUCACCACCAGGGACUCCCCCACCACCAGGGACC